AUGACGCCUGCAGAGUUGACUUGUGAUCUGCCAAGCCCCUUGGAACUUUGGGAUGCUAAAGACGCGGCGGAGUACUAUGAAGCGGCCAACGCUCUCGGUGCCGAUGGCUCCAGGAGGAUUUGUUCCGUUAAACAGUGUACGGACGCGCUGAUGGCUGAAAAUUGGGUCGGUAUGGGAAGUUUCCCGUUCCAGGAUAUCAGCGGAUCCGACCUACAAUUGUUGAUUUUCGCACUCAACGGCAUGUUGGCAUCGGCCAAUCUCAUGGGCGUCUUACCUGCGUGCGCGCCAGCCCUGCUACGUGCCGUUUCCAGGUGGGAAGUCAUGUGGGACACGAUCAGGGGUCGCAUGGAGCCCGCCGCAUUCGAAAAAGCAGGCAUGAUUCGGUACAAUAGCGAGCUAUGCUGGAUAGCAAGAAAGCUUGUUCACGUCUCCAUCUCAGGGGACAAGAGUUCUGCGUACAUGCAGAAAGUUGGACACGAUUCUCUUGUGCAACUGCAUGAGUUCGUGCGCCAGUACCGCGAUAGCUGA
Messenger RNA from Colletotrichum fioriniae, 528 nucleotides. The record is from RefSeq and is a predicted model, not a curated record. Lineage: Eukaryota; Fungi; Ascomycota; Sordariomycetes; Glomerellales; Glomerellaceae.